AUUGUUGAGACUCUUUGCUUGUUUGAAAGAUACUUUCCUCCAAGUUUGUUUGAUAUCAUGCUUCAUUUGACUGUCCAUCUAGGAAGAUAAGCUCGGCUUGGUGGACCAGUCCACUUUAGAUGGAUGUACCCGUUUGAAAGGUACAUGAAAGUCCUCAAAGACUUUGUUAGAAAUCCUGCAAGACCAGAGGGCUGCAUAGCUGAGUGCUACCUUGCUGAGGAAUGUAUCCGGUUUUGCAGUGAGUUCCUGAAGAAAACAACAAAUGUUCAAGAGAAACAGGAUAGAAACACAGAGUAUGAGAACAAUUCUUUCUUAGAGGGUCGUCCAAUAACCACUGCUACUUCAGUAACUCUCACUGAAACGGAAAAGAGGAUUGCUCAUCUUGCUAUCAUCCAAAACAUGGCUCUGGUUGAACCUUAUGUAGAUGAGCAUCUACAAUAUUUACAAGACACAGAUGGAAGGUGUCGGCGAGAUGCAUCAACGUUAUGGAGUAUGCAUACUAAGAAUUUUGCUUCCUGGCUAAAAGAGAAGGUGCCUCUUGAUUCUGCAGAACAUGACGACACACUUAAGUGGAUAGCUUAUGGUCCACGUUGUUCUGCGAGAUCAUAUACAGGAUUCAUUGUUAAUGGGCAGAGGUUUCACACAGUUUCAGUUGAUAGGAAAAGUCAGAAUAGUGGGGUCUAUUAUGAGGCUACAGCAGUGUGUAGAGCUAGUGCAAAAGAUACAUCACAGGUGGUAGAUUCCUACCUGGAGGACUGCUUACAUUCUUUUAUGUCAUGGCCUGCUAGCAAAGUUGUCUUUGACAAUCCACCAGAAGCAACAAGAGAACAAUCUCCUACGGGUAUGAAAGUUACAUCGGUUGGUUAUAAGUCGCCUACUGAUACAAGUGGUAGAAAAGGUGCAAAAUCAGGAGCAACAACAUCAAUUCAUACUGAGGAGUCUCCUGCAAUUGAUCAGUGUCAGCUUAAGCAUGGAUCUCAGACAAUGAAACAGAAUCAGAAGUGCAAAUUGAUGGACAUUGGUGAGAGGAAACAAGUUGUUGCUGAAGGUCGUAUCCAUUCAACAGACCCAACUCAACUGGUCCACUUUGUGCGCUUGGGUCCGAAAGCAGCUAGAGUGUGGGUAGAUGCAGUGCUCGUAGAUGAUGCAGAAGUUUGGAGGAAAUCAGAUGAAAUAGAGAGUUUGAAAGAUGCACACGGUUCAUCAAUUGCAUGGCCAAUUGAUAAAUUGGUCAUAUUUUAAGCUGCUGUAAGUAUUCUGUUUUGUGUGUUUAAACCUGCAUAUGUAAUUGCAUAACUGAUCAGAGUUUUCAUUGUUGCAGCAGCUGAGGGAAUGAAGAACUUAGGUCCAGAUUUAGCUAGUGUUUAAGCUAGGCUAAUGAACUUGAUGUAUGAUAUUAUUGCUUAUGACUUUGGUUUGUGUUUUAGAACUGCAUCAGUAACACUUAUGUGUAAUGACUUAUGUAUGUCAAACUUAUUUUAUGAAA
Brassica napus (rape) is the source of this 1486-nucleotide messenger RNA. RefSeq lists its product as uncharacterized. NCBI's taxonomy places the organism in Eukaryota, Viridiplantae, Streptophyta, Magnoliopsida, Brassicales, Brassicaceae. The transcript is spliced from 5 exons. The record is from RefSeq and is a predicted model, not a curated record. Bases 124 to 1242 code for a protein of 372 amino acids.